CUUGUCCUUUCUCGCAAUACGCCGGAUGGCCCUCGCCCUCCGCUUGUCGCCUCGAAUCCUACUGCGUCCCACUUUCCAUCCUCUUGUGAUCAAGAACUCCCUUCCACCCUCAGCGGCAAUCCUUCCAGUGAUGCCUUGCAUUUAUUCGAUCAUCGGCUGCCCUGGAGCGCGACUGGGGAGAGUAUCCAGAGUAGCUGCGAGCCAUCUCAUCGUCAUCGGGGGUUAUCUGUGCCAGGCACUGAGGAGCCCACUGUCAGGCUUGCUCCUUCGUCUUUAUCUCACGAAGAUGGAGGCAGCUACAGGAAGGUGGAUGGAGAAGGGAGAGUCGUUCGUCCUGCACUGGAUGCCCGCCACAGCAAUUAUCUAGACAGCUCUGAGGCUGCCCGAUUUACGCCUGGGUCUAAGGAGCUUGCUUCUUUGGCCCAUCACUUCUACCCCACAGUUGCAGGCGUAGACAUGUUUGACCCGGUGACCCAUAUAUCUUCGUGGGCGCACACAACCUCCUCCGCCCACACCUACAUUCACAACUUGAUGGCGAGUGCACAUGCCCAGCACGCGUACAUUACAUCUGUUGUGCGCUUCAGGGACAAUGAUGUGGUGCGACACCCGUCUCUUAUACUGGUGGUCGCCCGACACGGGAUGCUGAAUUUCAGUCUUCGGAUUGAUCGUUUCCGGGAUCACACGUUAUCGUUGGCCCGAUUCGCCCUGCGCCGUGGAAAGUCUAAUGCGCUAGAUACGGUAACUGUCUCUGAGAAUUCGAAUCUGCUUCAUGAUGUGAGGUCAAGUGAAGAAGCACGAUUAGACCUUCCGCAACCUGUUCCGCUACUCGAAUUUGGCAGAGUGUUCGAGAUUGUUCUAAGCGAGUGUGGUCCAUAUAAUGUAUUCGCGGAAAAUUGUUGGUUUGUGGUCUCUAUGGUGGAGGAACUAUUCACGGAAAUGUUCGGUGCUCACUACGUGAAAGGUGGAGCUAGACGAUCACGACUCGCCCCCCAGACGCAUGCCAAAAUUCGAAGCAAGCUGGGUCUUAGGGAUUCCGAGUGACAAGAUAAGUGGUCGACGUUCCGUUCUAGGACGGUUCCUUAUCAAGAACCAGCAUAACGACAAUCAAGAUUUGUGGAUUGGAAUCAUAUAUAUAACUCUGGUUGUGACUUGUUCUGGGCGCAUUUCAGGCGCCUUGGCUGUUGAUGACGAACGUUAUUUGCGCAUGCUGACUGAGUUAAUCUGCUUGUACCCAUGUAUACACGUCUUUCUACUAGCCAUCAGAAAAGCCUUGUUUCAG
Molecule: messenger RNA, 1279 nt
Organism: Cantharellus anzutake
Lineage: Eukaryota; Fungi; Basidiomycota; Agaricomycetes; Cantharellales; Hydnaceae
Exons: 3
Coding region: 457-1041 (194 amino acids)
Source: RefSeq, a predicted model, not a curated record